Westerdykella ornata is the source of this 2205-nucleotide messenger RNA. RefSeq names its product RNI-like protein. Gene Ontology annotation, biological process: SCF-dependent proteasomal ubiquitin-dependent protein catabolic process. Gene Ontology annotation, cellular component: SCF ubiquitin ligase complex. The record is from RefSeq and is a predicted model, not a curated record. NCBI's taxonomy places the organism in Eukaryota, Fungi, Ascomycota, Dothideomycetes, Pleosporales, Sporormiaceae. The transcript has 3 exons. The coding region runs from base 205 to 2205 and encodes 666 amino acids.
CUGCAAGGCGCCAGGCAACCGACCGCCACUCCAUCCUCCUCCUCUGGCUCCCUCGCUCGCUCUCACUCAGGAUCGUACCUUGUUCGCCACGGCUAGCACCCUGGCUCUGCCUUUCUUUUACUACCCGGGCGUGAAAGCUUCGAUACUAGACUAGACUACAAAUCCACUCAAGCGUCUCACGUUUUCCUCUUAUCGAACAAGAAGAUGUCCGGACGCCGUAGUGGUGCCGGUGGGAGGAGGAAUGGUGCGGGGAUUCGGGGUCCGCAUUCUGCGUUGACGGACUUUUUGGCGUCGCACAAUAUCUCCGCCGCCGAAAUCAGAGAUUCGUAUCGUCAGCGUAUGCUACAGGCAGAGCAACAAGCAGCACAGGAGCAAGAACAAACUGGAGGUGGGGAAACUCAGGACAAUGGCGAGGGGCCUUCGCGAGCUGCAGACAGUAGACCAGAAGAAGACAUAGAGGAGCAAGAAGAAGAACAAGAGGAACAAGAACAAGAAGAAGUCGUAGCAGAAUCAUCUACUGCGGCAGCUGAGCGGACACGCAAACGCAAGCGCGAGCAAGAAGAAGCGAUUGCGAAGAUCAAAAAGGGAAAGACGGCGAAGAAGGGAGCGACAAAGAAGAAGGGUAAGAAGAAGGGUGGUUCCGACGACGAGGACGAUGAAGACUUCGACCUCAUGGACAUGUACCGCAAGGCCAAGAAGCUCCCUGGACAGCUGGAGAACUGCGAAAUCUGCGAGAAGCGCUUCACCGUCACGCCGUACACCAAGUCUGGCCCCGACGGGGGCCUAGUGUGUGCCAAGUGUGGGAAGGAGAUGGCAAAGGAGGCCAAGGCGGCGGAGAAGGCGAAGAAGCCGGUUGUCAGAAGAGGCCGGAGGAAGAUUGAGAGUAACAAGCUUGAUGGCUUGACAUUCCGGGGUGCGAAGACGCUGCAGCAGCUCUGCAUUGAGAAGUUGGCGAAACAUGCAGAUGACAUCGAGGAGUUUGGCGAUAUGCCCGAGUCGCUGAUGCAGCGGCUGGCGGAGAUCUUCUCGAAAAAGAGGGCGAUGAAUUCGACGACUUUCAAGCUGUUUUUGCAGCCGGAUGUGGACGUUGUGGCUAUCCAUGAGGCAGCUUACCUUGAGACGGAAGACUACGAUCAGAUCUUCGCCAUCGUUCCUGGGAUUAAGAAGCUCGUUCUCCGCAACUGCUGCCAGUUCAAGGACGCUAACAUGGAGUAUAUGAUUGAGAAAGCCAGGCAUCUGACCGAUAUCCAGCUCCUCGGAGCCAACCUCGUUUCAAAUGACAAAUGGAUCGACCUCUUCGUCGCCCGUGGCCCAGAUCUCAAGUUCUUCAAGGUCGAAUGGCUCGACGCUGCUUUUGACGACCAGGCGGUGGAAGCACUCGCUACCUUCUGUCCCAACCUCGAGCGACUGAAGAUUGAGCGCUGCAAACAACUUGGCACGGCGAGCAUUGACGCCAUCGCCCGGAUGGAGAAGCUGGAACACCUUACGCUUCGCUUCUACCAGGAAGUUCCCAUCGAACGCCUCAUCAACCUCAUUGGCUGUGUUGGCGCUAACCUCCAGACGCUCUGCCUAGAGCACUUCCUCGACAACAGCGAUGACCCGAACGACCACAUCCUGGAAGCCAUCCAUAGCACAUGCAGCAAACUUAGCAAGUUCCGCUUCACAGAGAACCACGAGUGCUCCGACGAAGGAUACGUCAAUCUCUUCACCAACUGGGCCAACCCCCCUCUGCGCUACAUCGACCUCAACAGUACCCGCGAUCUGGACAACGCCAACCCCGACGGCCCGCAGGAUAAACCCAUCGGCCUCGCCUCCGCGGGCUUCAAAGCCCUGAUGCAGCACUCCGGCUCCGCGAUCGAAUACCUCGACAUCUCCUCGUGCAGGCACAUCUCCUACGCCACCUUCUCGGAGAUUUUCGACCCCAAAACCAAUGUCUACCCCCGCUUGAGAGAGAUCAACCUCUCCUUCUGCCCGGUCGUGGACACGGCGAUCAUCGCGGGGGUGUUUCGGUGCUGUCCCGAGAUCAAGAAGGUGGUUACGUUUGGGUGUUUCCAGGUCGCGGAUGUGGUUGUGCCGAGGGGCGUGGUGCUGAUUGGGGCUCCCAAGGCGCAGGAUGCGAUUGAGCAGUUUGGGGAGAUGGUGAUGGAGUUCCAGAAGGAGGUGGAGGGGGUGGGUGCCGGGAGGGUGGUGCCUGUUAUGGGCUAG